Messenger RNA from Gryllus bimaculatus (two-spotted cricket), 204 nucleotides. Lineage: Eukaryota; Metazoa; Arthropoda; Insecta; Orthoptera; Gryllidae. The record is from the annotation of a GenBank genome assembly.
AUGGAUUUGUCCUCCUCUGACCCUGGGAAUCCCAAAUUGUUAUUCACCACUUUAUUAGGCAGGUCAGGGCAAGAAAAACUUGUAACUUUCCAAAACAUCACAGACUCUGGAACUUGUAGAAGAGGGUGUAGAAACAUUCCACCAUGUUCCCAGCAGUGUUGCCCAGACAUUGACAUUCAAACCUACUUUGAAGUUGAUCACUAA